This is a messenger RNA of Theobroma umbraticum, 3850 nucleotides long. RefSeq names its product homeotic protein regulator (gene CHR23). Gene Ontology annotation, molecular function: ATP binding; histone binding. NCBI's taxonomy places the organism in Eukaryota, Viridiplantae, Streptophyta, Magnoliopsida, Malvales, Malvaceae. The record is from RefSeq and is a predicted model, not a curated record.
AGAAAACGCCGAACCAACAAGAGGAUCGUGAAGGUGUUCGGGCCGAAGAGAAAGAAAAAGAAAAUAAAAAGAGAGAGAGAGAGUGUGUGUUAUCUCCCUUACUAAGCACCCCACAAAGGCAACAGAUAAAAAAUUUUUCUUUUUUUUUUAUUUUCUUUACAAAAUAAACCUUCCCUCGUUUUUAAAUUAAAAAAAAAAGAAAAGAAAAAUUAACCGUUGCGAAAAAAUUCGUUCCCGCCAUGGUGGCUCAGCUGGAGCACCAACAGCAGAAGGAGGAACCUUGUUUAGACAAUUUACAGAAGGCAAAGUCUUUGAUCUGUGCCCUUAACUUUGUCUCUAGAAACCUCCCUCUCCCCCCUGACCUAUUCGACGUCGUUUACUCUAUUUGUUGUGAUGAACAAGAAGGUCUUUCGGAGGCCACGGAUGAUGGGACCCAGGGUGAUGAUGGAUCUGAUGAUGCUGGAGUUUCCCAGAUGGGAACGGAUGAAUCUUCUAAUUUUAAGAAGGAUGAUUUAUUGGGUGACCUUGAUGAUGCAUUAUCAAAACAACGCUCAAAAUGCAUGUCUGGUUCUGGCUUGGCAGAAUCGAAGGAAAACCAUUACCAGAGCCACCUUCAUCAUCGGUUGAAUGAACUUGAAGAAUUGCCUACAAGCAGAGGGAGGGACCUGCAGGCAAAGUGCUUACUUGAACUCUAUGGACUAAAGCUAGCAGAGUUGCAAAGCAAGAUACGUUCUCAUGUGAGUUCUGAGUACUGGCUUCAUGUCAACUGCACAUCUCCUGACAAGCGAUUGUUUGACUGGGGCAUGACGCGAUUGCCUUUUCCUUCAUAUGGAAUUUUUGUUCCAUUCACUACAGAAGCUGAUGAUCAAGCGAGAAAGAAACGGGAUUAUGAGAGGCUAUCACGGUUGAGGGAGGAGGAAAGGAACCAAUUGGAGAAUAGAAAGAAGAAAUUUUUUUCAGAAAUAGUUAAUGCCUUCCGUGACUUCCAAUUGCAAAUUCAAGCUACUCUAAAGCGUCGAAAACAAAGGAAUGAUGGUGUCCAGGCAUGGCAUGGAAGGCAAAGACAACGUGCUACAAGAGCAGAGAAAUUGAGGUUCCAGGCCCUGAAGGCUGAUGAUCAAGAAGCAUAUAUGAGAUUAGUAAAGGAGAGCAAGAAUGAAAGAUUAACUAUGCUUCUUGCGGAAACAAAUAAGCUCCUUGUUAAUUUGGGAGCUGCUGUUCAACGGCAGAAAGAUGCUAAAGUUUCAGAUGGCAUUGAAGAUUUGAAAGAUUUAGAUUCUGAUUCACUGGAGGUGGAGGCUUCGAAGGAUGGAACUCCUCAAGAUUCACCACCCGAAGAAGUUAUAGACGCCACUGACUCUGAUCAGAAUGAUGACUCCAGUGAUCUACUUGAAGGUCAGAGGCAGUAUAACUUGGCUAUUCACGCAAUUCAGGAGAAGGUAACUGAGCAACCAUCCAUGCUUCUAGGUGGAGAGUUAAGAUCAUACCAGUUAGAAGGGCUUCAAUGGAUGCUCUCUUUGUUCAAUAACAACCUUAAUGGAAUUUUAGCUGAUGAGAUGGGGUUGGGAAAAACAAUACAGACUAUUUCAUUAAUUGCAUAUCUCAUGGAGAACAAAGGUGUGGGUGGGCCCCACUUGAUAGUGGCUCCAAAAGCUGUACUACCAAAUUGGAUCCAUGAGUUCUCAACGUGGGCUCCUAGCAUCCAUGCAAUCCUUUAUGAUGGACGUUUAGAUGAGAGGAAGACAAUGAGGGAAGAAAUAUCAAGAGAUGGAAAACUUAACGUGUUGAUCACGCACUAUGAUCUUAUUAUGAGAGAUAAAGCGUUCCUGAAGAAGAUACACUGGUAUUACAUGAUUGUUGAUGAAGGUCAUCGGUUAAAGAAUCAUGAGUGUGCUCUUGCACGAACCCUCAUCUCAGGCUAUCAGAUCCAGCGUAGACUUCUGUUAACUGGGACCCCAAUACAAAAUAGUUUACAAGAAUUGUGGUCCCUCCUUAACUUUCUUCUCCCAAACAUUUUCAAUUCAGUUCAGAAUUUUGAGGAGUGGUUUAAUGCCCCCUUUGCAGAUCGUGGUGAUGUUUCUCUUACAGAUGAAGAAGAACUCUUGAUUAUUCGUCGUCUGCAUCAUGUUAUAAGGCCAUUCAUCUUGAGGAGAAAAAAAGAUGAGGUGGAAAAAUACCUUCCUGGAAAAUCUCAGGUUAUACUCAAAUGUGAUCUGUCAGCAUGGCAGAAAGCGUACUAUCAGCAAGUAACAGAGAAGGGCAGGGUUGGGCUAGAUAAUGGGUCUGGGAAAUCAAAGAGCCUCCAAAACCUGACAAUGCAAUUGAGGAAGUGUUGUAACCACCCAUACCUUUUUGUGCCUAACUACAAUAUGUGGCAGAGAGAGGAGGUUGUAAGAGCAUCGGGAAAAUUUGAGCUCCUUGAUCGUUUACUCCCAAAACUUCACAGAACUGGCCAUCGAGUCCUGCUUUUUUCCCAAAUGACUCAUCUCAUGGACAUUCUUGAAAUAUAUCUGCGACUCAAUGAUUUCAUGUAUCUAAGACUUGAUGGCUCUACAAAAACUGAGGAGAGAGGAUCUUUGCUGAAGAAGUUCAAUGCAACAGACUCUCCUUAUUUUAUGUUUCUAUUAAGCACUCGUGCUGGAGGUCUUGGCCUGAACUUGCAGACAGCAGACACUGUAAUAAUUUUUGAUAGUGACUGGAACCCCCAAAUGGACCAACAGGCAGAGGAUCGAGCCCAUCGUAUAGGGCAGAAGAAGGAAGUCAGGGUCUUUGUGCUGGUUAGUGUUGGAUCAAUUGAAGAGGUCAUUUUAGAGCGUGCAAAGCAGAAGAUGGGUAUUGAUGCCAAGGUCAUCCAGGCUGGAUUAUUUAAUACAACUUCCACAGCUCAGGACAGAAAAGAAAUGCUGGAAGAAAUCAUGCGUAGAGGGACAAGCUCACUUGGAACAGACGUGCCAAGUGAGAGAGAAAUCAACCGGCUUGCAGCUCGUACGGAUGAGGAGUUCCGGAUGUUUGAGCAAAUGGACGAGGAAAGAAGACUGAAGGAGAAUUAUAGGUCUCGACUCAUGGAGGAACAUGAGGUACCUGAGUGGGUGUAUGAACUUAACAACGAUGAUGGGAAGGCCAAAGCCUUAGAAAAUAACAAAGUUGAAUUAGGGAAGCGAAAAAGGAGAGGGGGGAACUAUUAUCCGGAUACAUUGAGUGACUUACAGUUUAUGAAGGCUGUGGAAAAUGCAGAAGACAUGGCGACAAAAUUGUCAAGUAAAAAAAAGAGAAAAGACCACCUUCCUCCUGGGGCCAAUGAAUCUGCUAGUAAUAACGUAGGAGUAGAGAAAAAGGUAUUAGAAUACAGGAACGAGAAUGUGCCGGCAGUAAGCGAGGGAACCAGCGAAGAUACCUAUGGUUCAGCUCCAAAGACACUCAAGUCCAAUGGUGAAACGAAUGAGAAACCCAAAUACCCUGGUGUGGAAAAAUCUGAACAUCAGGGUGUUGGAGGAAGUUCCUGGAAUGAGCGAAUAAUUACAUGGAAUACACAUAAGAAGAAGAGAUCAAGCUAUGUCGUCCCAACUUCUUCAUCAGAUUCAAGAGGGCAGAAUUCCAGUGGAAGAGGAAAUGGAUGGGCUUGAUGUAAAGUUCCUGCUCAAGCAGCAGUGGCCUAAUGGGAUGAUCCUCAUCACUCUGGGUAGAGAUGGAUUUAUCCUAUAAAAAAGGAAAAAACGUUGGUAGUACUCUGCCAUCAACCAAGUUUGGAAAAGUUUUAAUUUUGCCCUCAUUGUAAUUCAAUUAGCAUUCUACUUUAAAAAUUUGAUUCAUGUUAAUAUUGCAUAAUUAAUUAGCACUGUUUCUUAAGAAA